AUAAAAAAAAAAUAGUAGAAUCCCAGGCCAUACACAACUUUUUAAACGAUAAGUUGUUUCGUUCGUUCCUUCCUUUUUUUCUUUUGUUAUAGUUAUUAGAAAAAAUUGCAAAAAUUCUGCGUAAAAUAAAGUCUACUUUACAACAUCGUAAAAAUAAAUCACGUUUAAAGUCUCAAACUACAACGCAACCAACAACAUCAAUAAACACAGCAGGAACAACAACUUCACAGAUUUUAUUACAACAAAGUGUGACUGAGAGCGAAAAUCAUCGUCUCCAGCACCAAUAUCCAGCACAAAGUGCUUACCAGGACAAUCACAAAGAAAUAAUUGAUAAAGAAACAAUAACUGGUGGUCAAGGAUUAACAAUAUUUGAAGGUGCCAUGGAAACAAACCUAAAUAAGGUGUUGAACCAGGGUGUACGACAUCAGCUAAAUGGUCUGCUGUGUAAAUACACUAACGUAAUGAAAGGUUGGCAAUAUAGAUGGUUUACGGUUGAUCCCCAAAGUGGCAUUUUAAGCUAUUAUUUAUCGGACUGUACUUCCGCUGGUGAUGAUGUACCACCUCCAGCUCAUGUACUAACUAGCUCUCCACGGGGACAGGUUCAUUUAGCCGGUGCUGUGGUCUGUCCCAGUGAUGAAGAUUCUAGAACUUUUUCUAUUGGAUGUGCCUCUGGUGAUACCAUUAAGUUGAGAGCAGCCGAUGCUAGAGCACGCCAGGAAUGGGUAGAUGGAUUGCGGGCUGUUGUUGAGAGUCAUACAAAGGCCAUGGAUAUAAGCAAUUCAACACCAUUGCCACCACGUGAGCUAUUAGCGGCAUCGGACGCUAUGGUCUCUGCUCGCCAGGCACUUUAUCUAACCGAACAAUGCAAUGCUUCUUUGGCUCGUGCCAUAGAAAAUGUCGAUUGUGAAGCCUUUUCGCCCACGGAUCCUGAUUUACUUUUACUAAAAGCAAUAUCUACCGCCAGUACGCAAUGCCUGCAUCAGUGCCUGAGUCUUUUGCAACGUCACCAAGAGAUCAAUACACCGCGUUCCGAAACAACAAGUGUUAAUUAGUUGAACAAACUGCACAAAACUACUAAUUAAUAUGACUAUAUGGAGGAUGUCUUAACUACUUGUAAAUUUUGACCUGUUAGUUAAAGUUCCCAAUUCCACAAAAAAACACUAUCAUCUCCAAGAGCACAUUUUAAGCAAUACGGAUCGGUUUAGUUACGUCUGUAAAUUUCACAAAAUGUAAUGUCUUUAAUCAAGUGCUUAAAAUGUAUUAUUUAUUUCAUUUGUACAAAUGUACACAUAUUUUGAUUGUGAAACACUCCUAAUUAAAAACUAAUAUUUUAAUAAAGAAAAAAACAAAACAAA
Messenger RNA from Lucilia cuprina (Australian sheep blowfly), 1355 nucleotides. Its product is annotated as oxysterol-binding protein-related protein 11. The coding region runs from base 381 to 1052 and encodes 223 amino acids. The record is from RefSeq and is a predicted model, not a curated record. The transcript has 3 exons. NCBI's taxonomy places the organism in Eukaryota, Metazoa, Arthropoda, Insecta, Diptera, Calliphoridae.